AUGGUGAUGGCGGAGGCCAAUGUCGAUAAAGGUACCGAAAUGAAAAAAGAUAAAAAAUUUGACAGUUCAGAGCUUGUUGCUGGUAUUGUUAGUGCUGAACAAUAUGUAACGCAGGAUUCAGUCAAGGAAGGUUCCGAAAACGGUAAUCAGUCUUUGGGUGUAAAAACGGGAAAUGGCAUCAACCAGGAUAAUGGUGUGAUCAUAGCAUCACCAGCAAGCACAGUGAGAGGGAAAGAGGAAGAAGAAGAAACCGAAGAAAUUGAGGAACUCAAAAGUUCAAUUGAAGGCGAAGAAACAUCCCAAUUAACAUUGACGCAAGAAGGAGUACCACCACCAUUGGAACCAUUAACAACGACACUGAAUGGAAACCCAGCAAGAACUUUAAAUGCAACACCAGCGAAAGGACAGUCCAGCUCUGAUGACGGCUCUGCCCAGGAAGAAGGACUCAAAUCACCAACACUAAAAGCACCUGCAGCACCAGCAGCAGCGGCAGAAACAACAACACAAACAAAAGAUGAAAACCCCUUCCUUGCAGAUGACCCUUUAGUGCAACAUGUAGAAGCAUCUCAACACGACAUGGAGUCAAGAAGUGCCUCACGAAAAGAAGGAACCAUCCCAACCACAGUCACCAAAACAGACGAACCAACAGAAGUUAACGCCGAAUCAACUCCAACAUCACCCUCAGAUUUCAGAGGUGCCAUUACAAAUGACGCUGACAAAGGAAAUGAAGAAAGUAUUCCAAAACAUGAUCAAGCACCUGAUGGUGAAGCGAAUAAAUAA
Trypanosoma cruzi is the source of this 780-nucleotide messenger RNA. RefSeq lists its product as uncharacterized. The record is from RefSeq and is a predicted model, not a curated record. Lineage: Eukaryota; Euglenozoa; Kinetoplastea; Trypanosomatida; Trypanosomatidae. The transcript has a single exon. Bases 1 to 780 code for a protein of 259 amino acids.